This is a messenger RNA of Rhinopithecus roxellana (golden snub-nosed monkey), 2134 nucleotides long. RefSeq names its product t-complex 11 (gene TCP11). The coding region runs from base 614 to 1936 and encodes 440 amino acids. Gene Ontology annotation, biological process: regulation of sperm capacitation. The record is from RefSeq and is a predicted model, not a curated record. The transcript is spliced from 11 exons. Lineage: Eukaryota; Metazoa; Chordata; Mammalia; Primates; Cercopithecidae. Gene Ontology annotation, cellular component: sperm flagellum; acrosomal vesicle.
AGCCUGCCGCUUCCGGCCCUGGCGGGCUGCACGUGCUCGGCCCCGUUGUCCCGGCGACCGCGGCGGUUUGUUCUCAAACCCCGGCCUCUCCCACCGCGCGCAGCCUCAACCCGCCGCUCUGCCGCGGUGGUACGGUCCAGGCCGCUAGGCCGCGAGGCCCCGGGAGCGGACGCCAGUGGGCUACCCGCGGCGUGGGAGGAGGAGAUACCAUCAGCAAAAUGCCAGACGUGGAGGAGAGUGUGCCCCUGAAGGACCUUGGCGACUCAGAGGACAGGUCCUGUAAGCCCGAAACCUCAGGACCCCCCCAUGAAGACAAGAGCGGCCCCGAGGACCCCCCUCCCUAGAACGUAACUAGUCAUCAAACUGAAGAGCUGUCCGCGUGCACCAACUCGAGAGAAGAUUCUUGACUAUUGAAAUGCGAAAAAUUAGAUUGAGGCUUUGAGGCUGAAUUAGAUUAGUUUCUCUUGUGGCCACAUGGGGUCGCUGCUGGUUAACAGAAUGGUACCAAAAGGCUUACUGGAGGCAUUUUCAACAGCCUUGAACCUGAUUUCUUUCUGUCACAGGUCUGACAAAAACCGUUAAUGAAGUUUCCAAGCUGAGCAACAAGAUUGGGAUGAAUUGUGAUUACUACAUGGAAGAGAAGGUUUUACCUCCAAGCAGUCUGGAAGGCAAGGUCAAGGAGACAGUGCACAAUGCCUUUUGGGACCAUCUUAAAGAGCAACUAUCAGCAACUCCCCCUGACUUCAGUUGUGCUCUUGAACUUCUGAAAGAAAUUAAAGAGAUCUUGCUAUCACUGCUAUUACCACGCCAGAACCGCCUGAGAACUGAGAUUGAAGAAGCUCUGGACACGGACUUGCUCAAGCAGGAGGCAGAGCAUGGGGCUCUGAAAGUCCUCUAUCUCUCUAAGUAUGUUCUCAACAUGAUGGCUUUGCUGUGUGCACCAGUUCGAGAUGAAGCAGUGCAGAAACUAGAAAACAUUACGGAUCCUGUUUGGCUACUGAGAGGGAUCUUCCAGGUUCUGGGCCUGAUGAAAAUGGACAUGGUGAACUACACUAUCCAGAGCCUUCAACCCCACCUGCAGGAACAUUCCAUUCAGUAUGAACGGGCUAAAUUCCAGGAACUCCUCAAUAAGCAGCCUAGUCUCCUUAAUCACACCACCAAAUGGCUGACCCAAGCAGCAGCAGACCUUACCAUGUCACCUCUGACUUGCCCAGACACUUCUGACUCCUCCAGCCUGGCUGGCCCCUCUCCCAACGAGGCAACCAACAACUCAGAGCCCCUCAGCCCCACAAUGGUGCUGUGUCAGGGCUUCCUGAACCUCCUUCUCUGGGACCCUGAAAAUGAAGAGUUCCCUGAGACCUUGCUGAUGGACAGAACCCGGCUGCAGGAGCUGAAGUCCCAGUUGCACCAGUUAACCAUCAUGGCUUCAGUCUUGCUGGUGGCCAGUAGUUUCUCUGGCAGUGUUUUGUUUGGCUCACCCCAAUUUGUAGAUAAACUGAAACGCAUAACCAAAUCCCUGUUGGAAGACUUUCACUCCAGGCCUGAGGAAGCUAUACUGACUGUGAGUGAACAGAUAUCUCAGGAAAUCCAUCAAAGCCUCAAGAAUAUGGGCCUUGUUGCUCUGAGCAGUGACAAUACAGCAUCUCUGAUGGGACAGCUCCAGAACAUUGCCAAGAAGGAGAACUGUGUCCACAGUGUUAUUGAUCAGCGAAUUCGUUUGUUUCUCAAAUGCUGUUUGGUUCUUGGUGUGCAGCGGUCUCUGUUAGACCUUCCUGGAGGUCUUACUCUCAUUGAAGCAGAACUGGCAGAACUGGGCCAAAAGUUUGUCAACUUGACACAUCACAAUCAGCAGGUGUUUGGUCCCUACUACACUGAGAUCCUAGAAACCCUCAUCUCCCCAGCCCAGGCACUGGAAACAAAAGUGGAGUCUGUUUGAUAGCAUCGGCUCAGAGCCCUGGUACCUUGAACCCAAGAGGAGGCCUAUCAUCUUCCUGGAGUAACAUCACCAGUGACCAGCAGACAGUGAGCUUCUGUCCCAGGCCCUGCAGCCAAUACACUAAGGCUGUAGGGAUCAAGCAUGUAAACACCAGCUGGCCCAAAUCCAUUCACUAAUAAACUUCUUAAGUGCAAGAAA